Messenger RNA from Sebastes umbrosus (honeycomb rockfish), 2596 nucleotides. It is a transcript of the gene pcgf5b, whose product is annotated as polycomb group ring finger 5b. The transcript has 9 exons. Gene Ontology annotation, cellular component: PRC1 complex. Gene Ontology annotation, biological process: regulation of transcription by RNA polymerase II. Bases 1390 to 2172 code for a protein of 260 amino acids. NCBI's taxonomy places the organism in Eukaryota, Metazoa, Chordata, Actinopteri, Perciformes, Sebastidae. The record is from RefSeq and is a predicted model, not a curated record.
UUUUAGUCAUUACAAAGUCAUUUUUUUAUCAAUUUUGAGGGAAAUAUUGGGGUAAUUUGGCAGUAAUUCCAACAGAAUUUCAAAUAGGUUACUUGCUAAUUAUCACCUAAUUAACAUGCAAUUUAUGAAGUGUUACCAUUUUAUUUAUGAAUGAUGUGUAUUGUAUGGUACCUAUAUAGCCUAUAUGUUGCAGCCUAUAAUGUCUUUACUGGACCUAUACUAUAGUAGUUUAUACUGUAGGUUAUACACUAGUGUGUUCUUAUACUCUCGCCUGCUCUCCAUCCCUGUUCACCACUACACACGGCGCGCUAUGUGUGUGCAUGCAUGAGUGUGUGUGUGUGUGUGUGUGUGUGUGUGUUUGUGCGUGUUGUAGGCCAAUACUCAGUUACACAAUCGCUUUCAGUUUCUCUGAGCCCAGCUCUGCCUCUCUGCCUCUCUGCCUGCCUCUCUGCUGCCUGGUGGCUCCCCGCCCACCGCUGCUCUCUGCUACCCGCCUGCCUGCCUCCUCAGCCUGGCUGCUGGGCGGACUGGGGCAGAUCCGAGCCGACCAGUUCCGCGUUCUCUCCUCACCCAGUAUACGCGGACCGACCGGGAGGAGGGACCGGGGCAGCAGUGUCAUGGUGGACAUUCCUGUUCCUGCCCAGCCGCGGCAUCCAUAAUAACUCCGAGGGGGUUCAGACUCAGUGAGGGAGAAAGUGAGGAGGACUGGAGGUAACUUGAGUUGGAGGUUAAAAGGUCAUCAGACAGUCACAUGUCGCCGUGCGCCACUAGAAGACCGAAGACGUCAACAGCAGCAGCACCAUAAUGAUGAAUGAGCAGACUGGGACGAGGCCGACUACGCAGAAGUCUUUGCCCUCACGGUCGUCACCUGACCUUUGACCCCUCGUGGAUUAAAAAUGGCACUUUGGCUGAGACAGGGAAGGAAGCGAGGCAUCUUACACUCCAGGAAUUCUGGGAAUUUAACAAACGUGUUUGUUUGAAACAGGAUUGCACAGAUUGGACAAGCCUGGUUUUUACCGGUUCAGUGAAGAUGGAAUAAGAUCGGAGCGGGAGAUGUUCGUAAAGAAAAACUGAUUACAAAAUAGUUGAGUCAAGGAUGGAGCAGGAUUUUACACAGUACGAUCUCGUAUCUCUCUCAUAAACUGGGGAUAGUGAACAUUUGUAUGCACUAGCCUGGACUAACAUUAGCCAGUGUUGGUGAAGAUUCCAACCCUUUACACCCACUAUUAGCCUGUAACUGUCCUCUUUUCCAUUCCUUAUCGUUGUGAAUGGACGCCUGACUCUUUCUGAAGCUAGAAGGUGACUUUUCCCUUCGGCUUUAAACUGUAACUCUGACUCCUGGUCAGUAUCUUGCUGUAACAUUGCUAAAAAACAAACAAACUCAAAAACAUGGCUGCUACUACAGGAAGGAAGCACUUGGUUAAAGACUUUAACCAUUUCAUCACCUGUUACCUGUGUCGAGGAUACCUGAUUAAACCGACCACGGUCACCGAGUGCCUGCACACAUUCUGUAAGAGCUGCAUUGUGCAGCACUUUGAGGACAGUAAUGACUGUCCCAAAUGUGGCAUUCAGGUCCACGAGACCAACCCACUGGAGAUGCUCAGGUUGGACAACACCCUGGAGGAGAUCAUUUUCAAGCUGGUGCCUGGACUCAGAGAAAAAGAGGAACAGCAGGAACUGGAAUUCUGGAAGAAGAACCAGCCCAGAGAAAACGGCCAAGCAGAAAGCGUGAGGUGUCAGAGGCUCGGGCUGCCUGUUGUUGGAGGGGAUUAUGGUGGUGGUGGUGGUGGUGGUGGUGGUGGUGGUGGUGGUGGUGGUGGUGAUGAUGGUGAUGACGACGCCGGCGAUGAAGAUUACCACAGGAGUGACCCUCAGAUAGCCAUCUGUCUGGACUGCCUACGCAACACGGGACAGUUGGGGGAGAGCACUGUCACGGAUUUGAUGAAGAGGUUCAUCCGCUGCUCCAGUAGAGUCACAGUGGGAACAAUUAAGAAGUUUCUCAGUCUUAAACUAAAGCUGCCGAGCUCUUAUGAGCUGGACGUGCUGUGUAACGGAGAGAUCAUGGGCAGAGAUCACACUCUGGAGUUCAUCUACAUGACCCGAUGGAGGCUACAUGGAGAGAAUACGUAUCCCAUGGUUCUCGAGUACCGGCCACGAAUCGACUUUGGCUGAACCACGGCUGCAAGAAGAGGACCACACACAGACACACACACACACACACACACACACACACACACACACACACACACAUAUACAUAUACAUGCACAGACAUGACAAACACAACAAGUACAGGAAACAUUAGGAACGCCUAUUUGCACGUGGACAAACAGAAAUACACACAAACACCAACAUCCACAUGCCCACAAUGUGCAGAGAAAGAGAGAUUUAAAUGUAUUUUUGUACAGCCAAUGAUGAAGUGCAUACGUUGUCAUGGUAAAGAGGUUUUAUGCUACAUAGAAUAAUAUAUGCUAUAAUAUAUGAUAUUUUUAAAUGUAUGUCCCUGUGCCUAAAAACCUGUUGAGAUCAGAUGAAGUACGACCAUAUCUUCACUUUGCCUGUCUAACUCUGUAGAUUAAAUGUUGAUUUUCUACUGUU